Messenger RNA from Oryzias melastigma (Indian medaka), 785 nucleotides. RefSeq names its product ankyrin repeat domain-containing protein SOWAHC. NCBI's taxonomy places the organism in Eukaryota, Metazoa, Chordata, Actinopteri, Beloniformes, Adrianichthyidae. The record is from RefSeq and is a predicted model, not a curated record. Gene Ontology annotation, molecular function: protein binding.
AUGGAUCGUAGCGGCUCGGGUCCAGCCGAGACCCUCUCUGAGUCCAGUUUUUGCCGGAAGAUUGACCCAGAUGCUGAAAACAAUAACGUCGUGGUGCAGAAAGGGGGGCCAUCAAAUCCGGAUUUUACCACGGUGAAAAUCCUGAAUAUCUGUGGAGAUCAGGCGGGUAAAUCCGGAGCAGUUUUUGCUCUUGUUGCAGUCAAAUCCCCACCUAGAGAUCUGCACGAACCAUCCCCCCAAGUGCAGAGAAGUUGUUCAGAUUACAGGUUGGAUUCAUCAAAGAGAGCCCAGUAUUGGAGGUCAGAGGUCAUUGAUAACACACCUAGACAAGCAGAAGAUGCUACGGACUCUGUGCCUUUGGAGCCACUGGCUCAUGAGUGGCUUGUGAAGUGUGCUGCUGGACUUUGGGGACACAUCCAUGCUUUGCUGCUGCGAGACACCCGCCUGGCCCAGAAGAGGGACUUCAUGUCGGGCUUCACGGCUCUACACUGGGCCGCCAAGGAUGGCAACUGCGGCAUGAUCCAGGAACUCAUGGCGGUCUCCAGAAAAAGAGGCACUUUUGUGAACACCAAAUCCCACGGUGGAUACACGCCUUUGCACAUUGCAGCCAUGCAUGGGCACACUGAGGUGAUGGUGCUGCUUGUGCAGAGGUACGGGGCCAGUAUAAGCGAGAGGGACAACGAUGGGAGGAAAGCCGUCCACUAUCUGGAUGAAGGUGCUUCUACAGAGCUUAAAGCACUUCUGGGAGGACAGGACAAGACAGAUGAGGAAGAGGAGGAGGAGGA